Molecule: messenger RNA, 1752 nt
Organism: Herpailurus yagouaroundi (jaguarundi)
Lineage: Eukaryota; Metazoa; Chordata; Mammalia; Carnivora; Felidae
Gene: CTXN3
Product: cortexin 3
Exons: 2
Coding region: 636-881 (81 amino acids)
Source: RefSeq, a predicted model, not a curated record
GGUCUGACGUCCCAGUCGAGCUGGAUGACAUGUGAUUUUUCACCCCUUCUUUCUAUCAGCUGGCACCUCCAAGUUUGAGUUCAGUUCCUUGGAUGGUAGGGGCCAGAGAUUUGAUUGAAACUCUGUUUAAAAAGGCAGUGACCCCGGAGCAGCAAGGGAUUCCUCAAGGAGCUUGCUGUUUCCUAAGGAGACAGAGUUGAACACCGCGGAGACUUGCCCUGUGCGAGGUGCUGCCCCAGGACGCAGGUGCGGGGCUCCAGGGGACAGAGCAGGAGGCACCCUGGCCGCUCUGGUGAAGGGAGAGAGACGCAGGCCCCACCAGGGAGGGGGUAUUUGGUGUGAACCCUGAGGGAGGGAGCGAAACCCACAGGCGCGAAGAGAGCGAGGAGGAGGGCAUCAGGCAGAGAGCAUCAUGACUAAAAGCUCAGAGGUGGGAAACCUGGAGGAGUUCAAAGAACAGCCUGUGUUAGGUAGAGCUGCAGAGCAAACCAAGUGAGAACGGCCUCCUCAGGUGUCUGCACACUCAGUCACACAUAAAUCAGCCUGUCCAAGGUGCAGUAGCCACCAUGACCUCAGUAGACUGAUGAUGGAAGAAAAGGAAACUGGGAGAUCCUGUGCUCUAGCUUCCCUGGACGAUGGAUGGAGGACAGCCCGUCCCUUCCCCCCUAGUGCCCCUUGAGAACGCAUCAUCAGAUUCUAGCAUGUCUCUGGAACAGAAGACCACAUUUGUUUUUGUGAUUUUGUUGUUCAUUUUCUUGGGCAUCCUCAUUGUCAGGUGCUUCCGGAUUCUUCUGGACCCGUAUCGGAGCAUGCCAACCUCGACUUGGGCUGAUGGACUCGAAGGGCUGGAGAAGGGGCAGUUUGACCAUGCCCUUGCUUAGCAGAGGGGGUGCUCCAGAGGAGGUGAAGUGCAUCAUGAUUUGGCAAGCAUUUCUCUUUAGCCAAUAUUCUGAACACACCCAGUUUCAACAACACCCGGUCGUAGGUCCACAAUCCCUCCUUUAUUAACCAUGCAGUUGGGUUACAAAACAUUUGAGGAUAUGGGGGAUGAAGGUCUCUAACACUCGCCAAAAAUAGGAAGGUUUGAAUUUCUUUGUUUAAUCAACGAAUGAGUACUUCUGAAUACGUGUGAUGGUGAAAGCAAGAGCACCAGCGCUGACAUAAACUUUGCCAUAAAAUGAAGCACUCUCCCCCCUCAACCAGAGAAUAAAGAACAUAAUGGCUCUGAAAUGAAUCUGGUCACGGGGCCACAAAGAGACUUCUUUGCUCUGAAGGUGUCUCUCAGUUUGCUUUACCAUCGUGGGAAUCGGGUCCCUGGCAGAGAGUAAGGAAGACUGUGCUGAGUGGACCGAAGGAGGUCCCCAUUCUCUCCUUCAAAGCAGGCAGCUUUGGGGAGCAAACAGCGCAAACAGUUCAGCGCAAACAGUUCCAUCCUAGAAAAGAUGAGCGAGGAUGAGCUCAUUUUAUUUCUCAAAUACAACUGAAAUCAAACUUGCGGAGGUUUGAAAACGCUUCACCAAGCCAAGUACACUCUAGGUAUCUGUAUUAAUAACCUGUGCGGAGGGGUCGGUACAUAAUGCGAAUUUACUUUUUUCACCCACAUGACUGAAAUUCUGGGUUGCAAAGGCAGCUACGAGUCGUGUUUGCAAGCAAAACGUUAGUUGUCUAGAAGAGAAGACUUUCACGGUCUUAAGAGGAAUGUGUGUUUAUGACUGAAUAGGGAAGCCAAAUAAAACUUUGCAAGAAACGGUA